UUGAUUUUUGUAGAACCAAUAACAACUUAUCAUUAUGAGCAAUUUCUUUCUGGAAGCUUUUUUGAGCAGACAUUCUCAAAGAUACGAUGCAUCGGCGCUGGUUCAUUUGGUCAGGUUUUCAAAGCAUUAAGUAAAGAUGAUGGCCGUUGGUACGCGGUGAAAAUAUCUGUUGAGCCAUUUCGAUGCUCGCGAGAUCGGAGACAUAAAUUGAAGGAAGUUGAGAUACAUGAGCUGCUUCCAAAACAUCCAAAUCUUGUAUCAUUUGUUAGAGCCUGGGAAGAAUUUAAUUUUUUAUACAUACAAACAGAACUUUGUAUGUGCAGUUUAGCAAGCUAUCAACUAAAAGUCAAAGUUAUUCCCGAAGAAAAAUUGUGGUUGUUUUUUGCAGAUAUCGCCAUGGCAAUACAAUUUCUGCACAGCCAUGAACUAAUUCAUCUAGAUAUUAAGCCAGCAAAUGUUAUGGUCUCUUUUGAUGGUAUUUGCAAACUUGGUGAUUUUUCACUAAUUCUGGACAUUGUAAAGAUGACAGAAGGUGAUGCAAAGUAUUUGGCAGUUGAAGCUUUACAAGGAAACCCAGGAAAGUUCAGUGAUAUCUUCUCUUUUGGUAUGACUAUGAUCGACGUUUGCACUGAUAAUGUUUUGCCUUCAUCAGGAGAUUCAUGGCAUGAAUUUCGAUACGGCCAUUUUUUUUCAGAUAUUCCACCUCUAAUGUUGGAAAUUAUUUUGCGUCUGAUAGACGCUAAUCCGUUGGCUAGACUAACUGCUGAGCAAAUAUGUGCUAUUCCGACAGUAGCAAGUUGCAUACAAAAACGUCAGGUAUAUUUGAUUCGUUUUUGGAGUUAA
Messenger RNA from Thelazia callipaeda (thelaziosis nematode), 843 nucleotides. The record is from the annotation of a GenBank genome assembly. NCBI's taxonomy places the organism in Eukaryota, Metazoa, Nematoda, Chromadorea, Rhabditida, Thelaziidae.